GUGAGAUCAGAUGAAUAGGAGUGCAUUGCUCAUCCAUUGUCUAAGAAUCACAACAAUAGCACUAGAGGUAGUCACUGUCAGAUAAACUGUACUUAUCUACUCAUUCACUCCGAGUGCUCGGUGCCCCAAGGAAGUCUUCUGUUCCACAGUUGACUCUGGGCUGAGCUCACUUACACAGUACACGCCGCUGCUCUCCCAUUCUCCUAGUUCGACAGUCAGCGUUUCAUUUAAUCUUGAUACUGGAUCAAAACCGCAAGGCUCUGUCUUCACCAUAGAACACAAUCAGAACAUCUCUGCACAUGUCAUCUUAAAAACAAAGCUUCAGCUUGUUCUCCCAGAACCCGAUGGCGGUGCAGCUGAGGUGUGGCUAGUACUCUUGGCAAACCCAGUCGCGAUCCAAAUUUUUGGCAAUCUGAGAGCUGCGCGCAAUUGGUAGCCGUGUCCAUCACGAACCCGACCCAACGUUCCGACAUGGCCUCCCCAGCCAAUUUCCUUCGGUUGUGUCUCCGGACCAGCAGGCCGCUAUCAAACCUUCGGACAGCCGCUGUGCAGCAGUCUACACUUCGAAGACAGUUGUCAACAACGCAAUGGCGACCAGCUCCUUCACAAGACGAAGCCGCAAAUCAAGAGGCGCAGGAUGAGUUCGACCGAGUGUUUAGAAAUCCGGGCGAAUUCCUGAAGACCCUUGUUCGCGACGAGAAUGUCCCCGAUGAGGAGCGACAGCUAGCGAUGCGCAUGCUUGACGACUGGAAAAAGGUGCCACCGGACAUGCAGAGACAGUUCGACCGGCUCACCGAGGAGGUCGACCAAGAGAGUGCAAGGCUGCGGAGACCUGUGCAACCUAAGAGGGAUAGCUUCUGGAACACAGAAGAGGCCGACUCGGAUUUGAUCACGAGCGAAAUUGGCGAGGAUGACUUUGAGGAGGACGACAUUAUGGCGUUGGGUCACGCCAAGCUCGAGGAGCACCGCGAGUUCAGAGAAUACGCGCGCAUCGCCGUGUGGGAGAUGCCGCUGCUCUCAAAACUUGCGAAGCCCUUCCAGCCCCCGGCCGAGGACGAGGUCCUACGCUUCAGGUACACGACAUACCUGGGCGAGUUCCACCCUGCCGACAGGAAAGUCGUGGUAGAAUUCUGCCCCAGAGACUUGCCUCUUACCGAGCCUCAACAGUUGAAGCUCAAGAAGCUUGCCGGGGCCAGAUACAACCCUGAGAAAGACAUCAUCAAGAUAAGCUGCGAGCGGUUUGAGCACCAGGCACAGAACAAGCGGUACUUGGGAGACCUGGUGGACAAGAUGAUUGCUACGGCGAAGGACCCCACCGAUAUGUUUGAGGACAUUCCCCUCGACCUCCGCCACCACAAGGUCAAACCGCAAGUCAAAUUUCCCAAGGAGUGGUAUCUGACAGAGCAGCGGAAGAAGGAGCUGGAAGCACGGCGGCAACAGGCGCUGCUUCUGGAUGAGCAGAAGAGGACGGAGGGGACGCUUGUUGAUGGGGUGCAGACCAUUCAGCAAGCCCUCCUUACGAUGAAGGCGGUAGAAGAAACCGUCCCGGUACUGAGGGGAAGGUCGCCGCGUGGUCGUCGGUAAGCGGUCCCCUCCAGGUUCCUUUAUUGCAUGGUGUCCCUCGUUGGGCCACGAGGUUAUCAACGACGAUCUCCUGCCGUGCUCCAUCUGGCUGGACUAUAAUCCAAGCACAGCGCCGCCACGGCAAAUACUCAACAUUGUCUCGCUGGGGCGAGCAAUCGGCUCUUGUAUUAUGAGAUGCAAUGUAAAGUACAUCAAUACGUAUAGAGAAUCUGGAGAGUCUUCUAUUGGACUA
Messenger RNA from Chaetomium strumarium, 1816 nucleotides. RefSeq names its product mitochondrial ribosomal subunit protein-domain-containing protein. NCBI's taxonomy places the organism in Eukaryota, Fungi, Ascomycota, Sordariomycetes, Sordariales, Chaetomiaceae. Gene Ontology annotation, cellular component: mitochondrial small ribosomal subunit. Gene Ontology annotation, biological process: mitochondrial translation. Gene Ontology annotation, molecular function: structural constituent of ribosome. The transcript is spliced from 3 exons. Bases 472 to 1584 code for a protein of 370 amino acids. The record is from RefSeq and is a predicted model, not a curated record.